Messenger RNA from Plasmodium coatneyi, 2250 nucleotides. RefSeq lists its product as uncharacterized. Lineage: Eukaryota; Apicomplexa; Aconoidasida; Haemosporida; Plasmodiidae. The coding region runs from base 1 to 2250 and encodes 749 amino acids. The record is from RefSeq and is a predicted model, not a curated record. The transcript has a single exon.
AUGGCUGUGUUGUUCCUUUUACUUCUGCUGGGGUUGGCACUACCCCUUGGAAUGAGCACAAACGAAUACAGCAUCAAACACACAGGAGAGUUAAUCCUGACAAACCAGCUGAACAGUUUAGUAAACGUAAGAGUGGUGCCAAAUGAAAGUACAUUUAGCUUGGAGGUAAAUAAGGUGAUUAAUUUUCCAGUGAAUUGUAUCCCUCAUAGUGCAGUAGAUUACAACACAGGAAAGAAGAAGAAGCCAAUUUAUUUUGUCAAGCAUGAAUUCAAGAAUUCGCUACAUCUGUAUAAAAAUAAUGUAAACCUGUUGGCGCUAAAUUUUCCGGACAAAUUCUACAUUGUAGGAAUAGCUGCAAAUAAUGGGUUUAUCCUAAUGAUCACAGAUGUAGAUAUUUACAAAGUAGAUGUGAAGAAAAAAAAAAUAUCCGUCUUAAAUGUGAUAUCACAGAAAUAUGCCAACAUAAUGAAUAACAAAGAAAUGUUCUUCACAGGUAUCAUUGCAGAUUCGCAGGAAAAUCACUUCUUCGUCAUUGCAGCGAUAAAGCAAAAUUAUUUUAUUCUCCAUAUGAAGUACAACGAGCAGCAUGACCACAUAGAAAUUAUAAACGUGAUUGAUACGGUUGGUGGGAGACCGUUAAGAGUGUUGAACGGAUUAGCAGUUCUGGAUAACAGUCUGUUCAUCACGGAGAAUGCAGAGCAUGUCUUCAGAUUGACACUAAACAGGAACAAUAAAUCUGUGCAGGCGAAGAAGUUACAUACCUUUUCGAAUGGUGAUAAGAUAGUCGGUCUCAGUGUCAAUGUGAUGCCAGACCAUGGGGACAAGAACAACAAGAGGGUCUACCUCACUGUGAAUGUAAAGCACGUAACGAAUGAUAAACCGUCAUCGGAAGGAAAACUUUACCUUAUGAGCAUAAAGAAGGACGACUCCGUUGACGUGUAUACCGUGCUGGACCUUUACAGUAAGGAUAUAAAUUCGCUAUACUUUUCCAUUUACGAUGUCCACCUGGUGAAUGAAGAGGAAGAAUACGAAAAGGGGGCCCUCACAAAGGAACUGAACAAUAACAAAGCGAAAUUCUUAAAUUUGGACAGUGCCACCACGAACAAUGCUACGAUUGACAGUGAAGCAGAAAUGGCGGAAAAGAAACGAAAAGAAGAAGACGCCAAGUAUAAGCUAACCCUUUACUGGACAAAUAACUACAACUGUACUGUUAACAAGGGAAUUAUCGACUUAAGGAAUGUAAAGGAAGGUCCAGGUGGUAAAGGAGCUAAAAUGCCAUUUGUCAGUAUUACAAAUCAGUAUGCUUUGGCACCCCACGUUACCUCUGCAAGUAGUUGCUCUGGAAAGGAAAAACUUUUCAAGGACAUGUGUUACUACGAUUCAGUGAAUAACUAUGUCAGUCUCCUGAACAAAUCGGAAGAAUACAAUGAACAUUACAGUGGCAAUUUCCUCUUCGAUGGGUUGAAAAAUUUUAUUGCAUUUGAUUAUAAAUCCCAUAUGGAUGUCCAUGUGUUGACGUACCCCAUGAACAACACCGUGUAUGUCCAUGCAGAUAAGACAAAUUUUACCAUAAAUUUGCCUAAACCUUUUGGAUUAUGUAUGGACAUUUACAACAGCACAGAAAACAACGUCAUCGUGUACAUUACAGGAAAUGACGAUGCACAGAAUUACGUGAAUAAGUGUGUCAUUAACAAAGCGGAAGAGUCCUAUCAGUGCUAUAACGUGUACAGGAAGAAAAACGAAUCGAAUGAAUACUUCCAACAUAUUUCUUAUAUAACGUUCGAGGAAAGCAGCGGUAACACACGGAAUUAUAUCUACAUAACUAACAAUAAGACACAUAUUUAUAAAAUGACAAAACAGAAUGACAAGUGGCUAUUUGAGGAAUGGCUCAACAUGGAUGAUCCCAACCAACGGGUUGGUCCAAUAACAACCUCCGUGAACUAUUUUUUUGUUAAAAAAAAUGUCCUCGAUAAUUUCCUACGCAAGUAUCCUCAGAAAAAACUGCUUGCAAAAUUCCAGCACCCCAAGCAGGACGACCUACACAUAACGGAGGACGGCUACAUUUUCCUCACCACGUCCCACACUGUUAUCUUCGUGUCUAAUAAUGAUUCAUACGGCCAGGAAAGUAGCUCCAGCAUCCACUUUUACACGUCCAUACUGAAGGAGAAAUACUAUCAGUCCUUCUUGGUCGAUAGUUUGGUCUUCAAUAUAGAGAACAGCUCCAGGUUCAGUUACUACCUGGAUCACUGA